UUGUAUUAGAAAUGUUAAAUAUAUAUCAUAAAAGAUAUAUUUUCAUGAAAAUGUUCUCAUUUAGAUAUUUAUUUUCUUCCGGCGAGGGUACUUUGUAAAUAUGAUUAACAAAUACGCGAACAAAUCUGGCGCGAAGUCAUCAGGUGGCACCACGUAUCUCACAAGGGAUACUACGGACAUGGCCCUCGCCGAUUUGAAUGAAAAGUGUGGUUAGUUUAGUAUAUACGUGAAAUAAACAUAAUUGUAAUUUCUGUUGUACAUAUUAUUUAUUAUUGAUAAGUAUUUAUAAUCAUUCGUUAAUCUGCAUAUUUAAUUUUCCUGCCAUGAAUUAACAUUAGUUAUAAACGAUCUCCUCAAUUUUAUAUUAGAUAAGCUAACAGCACUUUGUCAUUUAAAAUCGAAAGCAUACUUAUCGAACAACGAAGAUGAAAUAUUAGAGUUAUCGCUGCACUUGAAGAACCCGGAUUUUUUCAACUUCAAAGUUAAUCCAUUUAUUGCUCAGUCGAAGUCUCUUAUCCAAUUAAUUCAAUUAAAAUAUUGAAGAGUUCAAAUUUUAAUGAGUCCAGCUUCAUGCUUGUUUUUAAAUUAUCAACUGUAUAUCGCGACCAAAAUGUUUUAGCGCUCUACGGUCAACAAAGGAAACCUAAAUUCCCCAAACGUGCUUGCAAUAAAAUAAAGGGAUUUAAAUAUUUAAGUUUCUAUUUUCUUACUGGUUCUUGACAAUCAACCAAUCGGAGAGAGUGGUAGAUAGUAACAUCUUAGUUACAGUCAGGUAAGUGGAUGGCGUUAUUGUAGAAUACAAAUUCAAAUGAACAACGGUCAGUCGUGUUAUAACGUGUAAAAUUCGUUUUCCGACAGUAUACCUGUCGUAUUUAUUCAGGGAACACAUAAAUUCACGGGAGUUUUUAUUUUACGUGUUAAAUUUUAAUGUUUGAUUGAAAUAUUUGAAAGAGAAAGAAAUAAAAGAAUGGCCGAUUCGUCCGAAUGGGAACCGCUUAUGCAGAAGAUUACUGCAAAACUAAGUAGUACAUUGACUCAAUUGCACGGAAUAUGGGAAGAAAUAGGAUAUAAUCAAGAAGUACGUUCAAUAUAUUGCAAACAAGUAUUUGAUCAUAUAGAAGAUUUAUUAGGCGAUAUGGUUUCAGAGUCAAAGCUGAAAAAAGAAACGAUAUUAGUCAAUGUUAAAAAUUUGAUGGACCAAAUAGGUGUUCUAACGAAAGAAUUAGCAAUAAAUAUUACAAAUGCUGGAUAUGAAAAUCUAUCAUUAAAGGAAGUAGAAGAGGUGCUGCGCGCUGACCUACAAAAUUUACAAUAUUGCAAAACACAACGUGUGACUCAUUUUAAGAAAUUGCUUGCAAAGGAAAAAUCCCUUUGUAAGGUAUUAGGCACUCAACCAAUUAAUAUAGAAGAAAAAUUGCCUUCAGAAGAAGAACUUAAGAGUUUUGAACUCUACCUUGAAAAACAAGAAGGUGAGAAAUGUCGUUUAGAAACCAUUUUUAACGAACAACGUAGAGCAAUUGUUAGAAUGAUGGAUGAUUUAGGCACAUCUCCAUCGUCUAGUUUUCAACAUAUAGUAUAUGAAGAUGAUGAAAAUUAUGUCUUUAGCAAUAGCAAUAUGAAUAAAUUAAGAGAACUUAGAGAAGAAUUAGAACAUAAAGUGAAUAGUGCAAAGGAACAUGUUGAAGACAUUAGACAAGAAUUAAUUGCAUUAUGGAAAUAUCUUAACGAACCUGAACAUAUUUGUCAGUCAUUUCUUAGCAGUUACGAAGGAUAUAGCGUAGCAACUAUAAAUGCACUAACCACAGAAUUGGAGCGAUGUAAAGAAAAACGGAAGCAGAACAUUGCUAAAUAUGUGUCACAAGUGAGAUCUGAGUUAGUCAAACUGUGGGAUUUAUGUAAAUUCAGUGAACAGCAAAGAAAAGAGUUUAUAUAUUUUUAUUCCCAUACAUAUACAGAAGAUUUAUUAACAUUGCAUGAACUGGAAGUAAAAAGGAUCCAAGAGUUCUAUAAUUCAAAUAAGUCUAUAUAUGAACUCUUACAGGAGCGUGAUGAUUUGUGGACAAAAAUGAAAGAAUUGUUACAACGUGCAAAUAAUCCAGAUCGUUUUUAUAAUCGUGGUGGUCAGCUAUUAAUGGAAGAAAAGGAACGUAAAACCAUACAGAAAAAGCUGCCAAAAAUCGAAGAGCAAUUAAGGGAUUUAAUAAAGGAAUAUGAAAAUAUGCAUGAAGAGAUAUUUACUAUAAAUGGAAUGUCAGUAGAGGAACUAUUGAAAGAAUCAUGGGAACAUUUAAACGAAGAAAAGGAGUCUAUAAAGAAGGCUAGAAAAGAAGGAAAAGAUAAAUCAGCAAAGAAAAUAACACCAGUUGUUUCUAAAAUUCCUUCUAAAGCUGCUUUAAGCUCAUCCAAAAAAGGUAUAUUCAGUAUUCGUCGUCAUACUCCGCUUAAUUACUCAAAGAGGAAACUUUUCUGUAGUCCUUCUCCAAAUACCUCUGCAAAGCGUAGAAAUAGGAGCAUAGGAACAAGUGGAUCUAAAAAUAAAGGAAACAGUGCAAUUUCUAAAAAAGCAUCGAAAUCAAAAAAUAAUAAUAAAAACGAGAAUUCCAUGUUACAAAGUUCAACAGCUACUGACACAACAUAUAGUAAAUUUGAAGAACACUUAGAGGAUAAGAAAGAACUACGAAGUUCUUUAUUGCCAGAAAAGGUAUUAGCAAAUGCAAGUAAAUCUAGAAGGAGAAGAUCAGUACGAACACCUGCUAAGCCACUAAGAAAAAAUUUACCAUUAUCAAAAACACCAACAACUUCAGAAUCAUCGCAAUUGCAAUUACAUAAAUCACCACGUAGCCCUAGGAUAGCACAAUCAUCGAGGCUUGUCACUAUAUCAACACCAUUACCUAUAAUUUUUUGAAACAACAUAAAAAUGUUUUACAUAGUUAUAUCAAUAUGAAUUAUAAGCUAAAAUAUUAAACAUUUUGUAAAUAUUUCUAUUUUCUUA
Molecule: messenger RNA, 2992 nt
Organism: Bombus impatiens (common eastern bumble bee)
Lineage: Eukaryota; Metazoa; Arthropoda; Insecta; Hymenoptera; Apidae
Product: protein regulator of cytokinesis 1
Exons: 1
Coding region: 968-2905 (645 amino acids)
Biological process (GO): mitotic spindle midzone assembly; microtubule cytoskeleton organization
Cellular component (GO): spindle; mitotic spindle midzone; cytoplasm
Molecular function (GO): microtubule binding
Source: RefSeq, a predicted model, not a curated record